Messenger RNA from Beta vulgaris subsp. vulgaris (sugar beet), 1700 nucleotides. Its product is annotated as aldehyde dehydrogenase family 3 member H1. Gene Ontology annotation, molecular function: aldehyde dehydrogenase (NAD+) activity. Bases 127 to 1590 code for a protein of 487 amino acids. NCBI's taxonomy places the organism in Eukaryota, Viridiplantae, Streptophyta, Magnoliopsida, Caryophyllales, Amaranthaceae. Gene Ontology annotation, biological process: aldehyde metabolic process. The record is from RefSeq and is a predicted model, not a curated record. Gene Ontology annotation, cellular component: cytoplasm. The transcript has 10 exons.
AAUCCUCAUUCUUAUUUCUGAAAAUAGUAUAGUAACUGUCAUCUCCUAAAAACUCGCUUGACUCGCGGGUCACACGAGUCACCCCACCCCUCAACUCAACUCUUUUCUCUCUCCUCGAAGUCAGCAAUGGAGGUUACGACGGCGGAGAUGGUGGACGAGCUUCGACGGACGUUUGUGAGUGGAAAGACGCGGAGUUAUGAGUGGAGAGUAAGUCAGUUGAAAAGCAUAGUCAAAAUGAUCGAAGAAUGUGAGACUCAGAUCGUUGAAGCUCUUCGCUCUGAUCUUAAUAAACCUCCAUUUGAAUCCAUCUUAUAUGAGAUUUCUAUGUUAAAGUCCUCAUGUAGAGUGGCUCUUAAGGAGUUAAAGCAAUGGAUGAAGCCAGAGAAGGUUAAAACACCAAUAGUUGCAUUUCCUUCAUCAGCAGAAAUAGUAGCAGAACCAUUAGGCGUUGUGCUGGUUAUCUCUGCAUGGAAUUAUCCAAUUCUUUUAUCUCUUGAUCCUGUUGUUGGCGCCAUAGCAGCUGGUAAUGCUGUCGUCCUAAAGCCAUCUGAAAUUGCUCCUGCUACAUCUUCGUUGCUGGCAAAGUAUGUGGGUCAAUAUUUAGACACCUCUGCAGUCAGAGUUGUAGAGGGGGCCAUUCCUGAAACGUCUGCUCUCCUCGAGCAAAAAUGGGAUAAAAUAUUUUAUACAGGCAAUUCAAAUGUGGCACGUGUAGUCAUGAGAGCUGCUGCUAACUAUCUCACCCCAGUUGUCCUGGAACUUGGAGGAAAAUCACCAGUAAUAGUGGAUUCUGAUGUCAAUCUAAAAAUUGCUGUCAGAAGAAUUAUUGUGGGCAAGUGGGGGUGCAACAAUGGGCAAGCAUGCAUCUCUCCUGAUUAUAUUAUCACUACAAGAGAAUUUGCUCCUAGAUUGAUAGAUACUUUAAAACGCGAGUUGGAGAGAUUUUAUGGUUCUGAGCCACUGCAAUCAAAAGAUUUAUCACGAAUUGUGAAUUCCAACCAUUUUGAUCGUUUGACAAGGCUUCUGGAUGAGGAUAAAGUCGCUGGUAAAAUUGUUUAUGGGGGUCAAAAAGACAAAGCUCAACUAAAAAUUGCUCCCACAUUAUUGCGGGAUGUCCCACUAGACUCUCUAAUCAUGAAGGAGGAGAUAUUUGGUCCAUUGCUUCCCAUUAUCACGGUCGAGAAGCUAGAAGAAAGCUAUGAUAUCAUAACAUCACGAACAAAGCCCCUUGCUGCAUACUUAUUCACCAACCGGAAGAACCUGAAGGAUCAAUUUGUCAGAACUGUCUCUGCAGGGGGUUUGGUCAUUAAUGACUCAGCCAUACAUCUUGCAGUUCACACUUUACCAUUUGGUGGAGUAGAGGAGAGUGGCAUGGGUGCAUACCAUGGCAAAUUUUCUUUUGAAGCCUUCAGCCACAAGAAGGCAGUUCUUUACCGAAGCUUUAUCGGCGAUGCUUCUGUUCGAUACCCGCCGUACACCCAUGGGAAAAUGAAACUAUUGAGAGCUUUAAUUGGUGGAAGUAUCUUGGGCAUAUUGCAAGCCUUGGUGGGAUGGUCUAGUUUCUCUGCCCUUAAAGAAAAGACUGCAUAGUAUUGUAAACUGCUACUUCACUGAUGUAUUUAUGUGUAUCAUUCAUUUGUGUACUUACCAAAUUCCAAUUAUUGUUGUUUAUCUAAUAAUAAUAUGGUGUUAUUAUACAA